AUGUCAUCGCAGGCUACUUUACAAGGAUCUAGGAUCCCAAAUCAAAUUUUCAACAAGUCCACUAACAGCUAUACCAUCACCCAGCAAGACCUCGAAUUCAUCUCUGACCAACAGCUCGAGUGGUCCCAGCAAUGGAUCCCUGAUCCCACAUUUGACAAAAAGGUCAAAGACGUGCAGGAUGCCUACGAUGAGCUGACGCUUGAUGAUGGGAGUCUAUUUACUCGCGGCACGGACGCCUUCAUCGAAGAAGGGGCCGCACAAGAGGAUAUCGCUUCUGGGGAUGCCUUGCAGCGUUACUCAGCCCCACUGGAAGCCCAAGGACCACUCUCCGAUUUGGGUUACUUCCACCAUGACCCCAUCACGGGAGCUGAGCUGGAUGUCGUAGUCGAUGCAGACACCGGGGACGCUCGCCGCCGUCUCCUUCCACCAGAGCCUUCUUGGCUGCCACACAGUCAAGAGCAAGACCGAAUGAUCGCCGCCUCACGAUUCUCGUCUGAUCGAAGACCAAGAUGGCGAUACUAUCAAUAUCCUCACAGAGGGGGAUUAUUUUCUCCAAGUCUGUGUUCGCAAAAACUUAACUCAGUCGAUUGA
Molecule: messenger RNA, 591 nt
Organism: Fusarium venenatum
Lineage: Eukaryota; Fungi; Ascomycota; Sordariomycetes; Hypocreales; Nectriaceae
Source: RefSeq, a predicted model, not a curated record